This is a messenger RNA of Otolemur garnettii (small-eared galago), 3597 nucleotides long. It is a transcript of the gene FARP2, whose product is annotated as FERM, ARH/RhoGEF and pleckstrin domain protein 2. The record is from RefSeq and is a predicted model, not a curated record. The transcript is spliced from 25 exons. Gene Ontology annotation, cellular component: cytoskeleton. NCBI's taxonomy places the organism in Eukaryota, Metazoa, Chordata, Mammalia, Primates, Galagidae. Gene Ontology annotation, molecular function: cytoskeletal protein binding; guanyl-nucleotide exchange factor activity.
GUGUUUCUUCAUCUUAGCUGGUGAAGCAUGGGGGAAAUAGAAGGGACAUACAGAGUCCUGCAGGCUGCAGGGACACGCUUAAGCACCCAGACUCCCGUGGGAGUUAGCACCCUGGAGCCUGGGCAGACCCUGUCACCUCGAGUGCAGGAGAAGCACGUGCACACCAGAGUGAAGCUGCUGGACAACACCGUAGAAGUAUUUGACGUUGAGCCCAAAUGGGAUGGACACGUACUACUGACACAAGUUUGGAAGCGUUUGAACCUGUUAGAGUGUGACUACUUCGGGCUGGAGUUUCAGAACAUCCGAUGCUGCUGGAUUUGGCUUGAACCCAUGAAACCCAUCAUUAGGCAAAUACGAAGGCCAAAGAAUACAGUGCUUCGCCUGGCAGUAAAAUUCUUCCCACCUGAUCCUGGUCAGCUGCAGGAAGAGUACACAAGGUACUUGUUUGCCUUGCAACUUAAGAGAGAUCUGCUGGAGCAGCGUUUAACCUGUGCUGAAACCACAGCAGCCCUGCUCACGUCCCAUCUUCUGCAGUCUGAAAUAGGAGAUUAUGAUGAAACGCUGGAUCGAGAGCACCUCAAAGCCAAUGAGUAUUUGCCCAGCCAGGAGCGCUCUCUCGAGAAGAUACUAGAAUUCCACCAGAAGCAUGUGGGCCAGACGCCUGCUGAGUCAGAUUUCCAGGUGCUUGAAAUUGCUCGCAAGUUGGAAAUGUAUGGCAUCAGAUUCCACACAGCUUCUGACAGAGAAGGCGCCAAGAUCAACCUGGCGGUUUCCCACAUGGGUGUCCUUGUGUUCCAGGGGACCACCAAAAUCAACACCUUCAACUGGUCUAAGGUUCGUAAACUAAGCUUCAAGAGGAAACGGUUUCUUAUCAAACUCCAUCCAGAGGUUCAUUCCAUUGGAGGGCCAGACUGCGGGCCCCAGGACAAGUCCACUGCUAAGCAGGACAGGCAGCAGCAGCAAAAACACCCAGAUAAAUGUCCUCAUGGAAGAACUCAGAGACAACUAGUAGAUUAUUUCAAAGAUGGUGGAACAAAGAGAAUUCCUUAUGAAAGAAGGCACAGCAAGACUCCGAUGUCUGUCCGUGCACUGACUGCAGAGGUGCCAAAACAGAACAUCUCGUUUAUGGAAGGAUUGAGGACUUCUGCCUCCCCAUCUUCAGCAAAUGCCUCCUUUUACUCACUCCCUGCCUCCCCCUUGACUCCUGCCAGCCUGCCCAGUGUCGAGGACACCAGCAACUCCUGCACAGACCUCCGGGGCCCCCACACCAGGAGUCCGACUGCAGGGAUGAGCAGUGGAGCCCUGGCCAGAGGCCCCGAUGUGCACUCCGCCCCGGCCCCCAGACCCCCCACGCUGCAGCCUGGUUCAGGCCUUUCCGAGGAUAAUCCUCAGCCUUCUCCCUCCAGCCAGAAGAGCCCCCUGAGCCUGAGCCCUGUGUUCCAGGUGACUCUGGGCCCAGCGGAGCAGGGCCCACGUCCACUCCUGAGCCAUGUCCUCAGCGACGCUGGCAGAGCCAGAGUGGACGACGAGGAGGAGCCAAAACCCAAGCUCAUGUCUGCGGACGAGGCCUAUUUCAUAGCAAAGGAGAUUCUUGCUACAGAACGAACAUAUGUGAAAGAUUUAGAAGUUAUUACUGUGUGGUUCCGCAGUGCAGUGGUCAAGGAGGAUGCCAUGCCUGCAGCACUGAUGACCCUGCUCUUCUCCAACAUGGACCCCAUCUACGAGUUCCACAGAGGCUUCCUGUGUGAGGUGGAGGAGAGGCUGGCGCUCUGGGAAGGGCCCUCAGAUGCCCAUGCCAAAGGCGGUCACCAGCGAAUCGGGGACAUCCUGCUCAGGAGCAUGCAGCAGUUAAAGGAAUUUACCAGCUAUUUCCAAAGACACGAUGAAGUUCUGACAGAACUGGAAAAGGCCACCAAACGCUUUAGGAAGCUGGAGGCUGUGUACAAGGAGUUUGAGCUCCAGAAGGUGUGCUACCUGCCACUGAACGCAUUCCUGCUGAAGCCCACCCAGCGCCUGGUGCACUACCGCCUACUGCUGAGCCGGCUGUGCCAGCACCACACCCCUGGGCACCCCGACUAUGCCGACUGCCAUGAUGCCCUCCAAGCCAUCACAGAGGUGACCUGCACACUCCAGCACAGCCUUGCCCGGCUAGAGAACCUCCAGAAGCUAAUGGAGCUGCAGCGGGACCUUGUGGGCAUAGAGAAUCUCAUUGCUCCCAGCAGGGAGUUCAUCCGCGAGGGCUGCCUGCACAAGCUCACCAGGAAGGGCCUGCAGCAGAGGAUGUUCUUUCUGUUCUCAGAUAUGCUGCUGUACACAAGCAGAAGUGCCUCAGGGACCAGCUGCUUCCAUAUCCGGGGUCUCCUUCCACUCCGAGGCAUGCUGGUGGAAGAAAGCGAGAGUGAGUGGUCAGCUCCACACUGCUUCACUAUCUAUGCAGCUCAGAAGACAAUCGUGGUGGCAGCCAGCACUCGGCUGGAGAAGGAGAAGUGGAUGCUUGACUUGAAUACUGCAAUCCAAGCAGCCAAGGGCAGCAGCGACAAGGCCCCUGCACUGCCAGGCAGGGCUGCAUGUGUCCCCACCCCCAGACCCUCUGACCAAGCUUCUCUGGAAGAGUCAGAAGAAGGUGCCCAGGGCACUCACAGCUCCCUGGAGAGGCAGGGCCAGCACCGGGCCAACACCACCAUGCACGUGUGCUGGUACCGGAACACCAGCGUGUCCAGAGCGGACCACAGCACAGCUGUCGAGGUACAGCAAGCUCCCUGUUGUCAGAGCUAGGCCUCAGCAAAAGUUCUUAAACUUUCUUAGAUCUACUGAGAAAGCAGUGGCUGGCAGCAGCUCUGGGUGGUCUUUACCAACUGUGUGUUUGUUUUCUCUGUCUUGCAGGACAACUGCCCCCUGGCCAGCCUCCCGUUGCUGGGCUAUAGCGUGAGUUUCCCGAGGGAGGCCGAUGAUAUCCACAAAGACUAUGUCUUCAAACUCCAGUUCAAAUCCCACAUCUACUUCUUCCGGGCUGAGAGCAAGUACACUUUCGAGAGGUGGGUGGAGGUGAUUCAGAGGGCCAGCAGCUCACCAGGAAGACCCCAGAACCUAGAGGGCCAGGAGGAAUGAAGCUCAUCCUGCCCAGAGAGGACAUACCACAUAACAGUGGGGUAUGAAGCAGCCAUCAUCAUCCUCAGACCAAGCUGAAGAACUGCAGGAGACAGCUAUGUCCCCCCCCCCCGCCCCCCAGUCAGGUCUGCUGGGCACUGACAGUGACAUCUGGGGCCAUAGCUCUCUGGGGCACUGAGGAGAAGCAGGUCUCAAGCUUGGUGCUGCAGGCCCCUGGCCUAGGAUAAAACUGAGGCAGAUGGCACCCGCUAGCCCUACAGUGCCUGCCACUCCUACCCUCCCCUCUAUAGGUCCCAGACCUACAACGUACCCAUUGGCCUGUAGGUCGCCACUCAUUGAGUCUGGAGAAGCAGAAGCGUGCAUCCCUGUGUGGCCCCUGGAAGGAUGGGGGCCUCGUAUUCAUUAGCAUCCCCAUGUUCCCUCCGGUGGGGAGCUAACAUGUGACCCUUUGUUCCCACCUGUCUAAAAAUAAACAGCAUCUGCCCACCA